Messenger RNA from Pantherophis guttatus, 3011 nucleotides. RefSeq names its product cadherin 26 (gene CDH26). Gene Ontology annotation, cellular component: plasma membrane; catenin complex; adherens junction. Gene Ontology annotation, molecular function: beta-catenin binding; cadherin binding; calcium ion binding. The record is from RefSeq and is a predicted model, not a curated record. NCBI's taxonomy places the organism in Eukaryota, Metazoa, Chordata, Lepidosauria, Squamata, Colubridae. Gene Ontology annotation, biological process: cell morphogenesis; cell-cell adhesion mediated by cadherin; cell migration.
GCUCUCUCUCCCCUCUUUAGCAGGUGGCCAGUUGAUAAUCUCAGCGCACUUUCGUUGACUCUCCAGUCGAGCGCGCAACCCCGGAGUAUCCGCCAGUCCUCCUCUGCCUCCCAGGACCGGCGGGAGCCUCAGCAGUUAGCCAAAACCGAGCGGUACCACGAUGCUGGCUUCACCCCGGCGCAAGUGGGGCUCUACCGCUGCGCGUUUCCUCCUGGCGGUUCUUGCCAUCCAGAACUUCCAUUAUACCCUGGGCAAUGACAUCAUUGUGCAUAAGGAUCAACCCAAGAGAAGCAAGCAGUAUUGGGAUCCUUCCAGUAGUUUGCGUCCAUUGCGUCGCACAAAACGGAGAUGGGUGAUUACUACUCUUGAACUUGAAGAAGAAGACAAAGGCCCCUUCCCCAAAUUGAUUGGAGAGCUCUUCAACAAAGCAUCCCAAAAUACAUCCAUAAAAUAUUCAAUUAGUGGACCUGGUGUGGAUGAAUUUCCAGAAUAUGGAUUGUUUUCUAUCGAGGAUGAUGCCAACGGCCAUGUAUAUGUGCAUCAUUCUAUAGAUCGAGAGAGGACGCCAUCUUUUCCAAUACGUUUUGAUGUUCACGAUAGAAUGACUGGAGCAAUACUAGACAAUUCCUUGUUCUUCAACAUUCAGAUUAAGGAUAUAAAUGACAAUGCUCCUGAAUUUCUCCAAAAGGAAUUUAACGUUAAUAUAAAAGAAAAUCACAACAAAAAGGAACCUGUUUUCAAAGUCACAGCAGUGGAUAAGGACCAAGAAGGUCUUGAAAAUUCUCAAGUGGUAUUUUGCCUGGUCUCCCAAACCCCUGGCCUAAAGCCUCCUCUUUUCACCAUUGAUUCCACUAGUGGCUUAAUACACAUUACACAAUGCUUGGAUUAUGAGGCCAACAGGAAUUUCAAACUUGUGAUCAGGGCUUCAGACCGUGGAUCUCCAUCCUUGUCGUCCACUGCAACGAUCAAUAUUGCCGUGGAAGAUUCUAACAACAAUUUGCCUGUGUUCACUCAAGAAAAUUAUCAUGCAGAUGUCCCAGAAGGUAAAACCAAAGAUAAUAUCCUUCGCCUCAAGGUGGAAGACAAAGAUAGUCCUAAUACACCUGCUUGGAGAGCCAAGUAUACCAUAAAGAAAGGAAAUGAAAGAGGAAACUUUGCCAUUGUGACAGAUCCUAAAACUAAUGAAGGUGUUUUAAGUGUUAUCAAGCCUUUGGUUUAUAGUACACCUACUGAGAGAAGGCUUCUCAUUGUUGUGAAGAAUGAAGAGUCCUUCUUUAUAUGCCAGAGAGGCUUUGUGAGCAUGAUUGCUUCUCCACAAUUGUCUGAAGUGUCAGUGAGCAUUAACGUCACUGAUGAAAACGAUGCCCCUCAGUUCAAUCCUCCAAUUCUUAAGCUUUUUGAAGAAGAAGGGGUGAUGCCAGGAACCAGACUUGUACAAUACGAAGCUCAGGAUCCAGACACAGGACAGCACAAGAUGAAAUAUAAAGUAGUGUCAGAUCCAGCUGGUUGGGUGACGAUCGAUGAAAAUUCUGGAAUUGUGACAGCUGCAAAAACUCUUGACAGAGAAUCCCCAUUUGUGAACAACAACAUGUACACCAUUGUGAUUCAUGCCACUGAUGAUGGCGUUCCACCAUUAACUGGCACGGGUACCAUCCAACUUUUCCUUUCUGACCUGAAUGACAAUGCUCCAAUGCUAGUUACAACAUCCUUGACCAUCUGUGAGGGAAAUGGAAUGGGUCCUUUUCAUAUAGAAGCUGAGGACAAAGACUCCUCUCCGUAUGCAGAACCUUUUACGUUCCAAUUGGAAGAUGCCUCAGAGGGUACCGAAAAGCUCUGGAGACUGGGAGAGAGCUCUGAUAAUUCGGUUGAACUUUUUCUCCUGAAAAGUCUCCCUCCUGGUGAAUACUUUGUGCCUCUCCUUAUACGAGAUUUACAAGGGUUUUCCCGGCAACAGACUCUGGAUCUCCAGGUCUGCUCUUGUCCUGAUGGGAUCACUUGUGAGCAACGCACUUCAUUGAAAACUGCAUCACUGGGUCUCAGCGGUGGAGCAAUUGGCAUAAUUGUGGUUACAUUUCUAUUACUGUUAUUGGGCCUGGCUUUCCUAGUGUUGUGUUCCUGCACCUCUAACGUGGAGAAAACACCUGCAUUCAUUCCAUACGAAGCAGGCAACCAAUCCCUGAUCCACUACAAUGAAGAGAGUGAACAUGUUUUGAAUGACUCACCUGACUCAGGGAACCAAGCAACACCAUCCUCAGUGCAUGCAAAAAAUGUGAAGGAAAAACAACAAGUUCUUGAGAAUGUUUCUGCAGUGAUGCAAAUGAAACCCAUAGAAAACCACCAACAUCUUAAUGGAAAUGUAACUUCACCCUUCAACACUAUCACAGCUUGGAAUCAGCUGGAGCCUUUGAAUCAUCAGAACACUAAAAUAUACCAGGAAAAUCCACACGAGAAGAUUUCAGAAAUAGUAGCUGUUGCCUUGAAACAAAAAUGUGAAGACAUGGCCAACCUGGAGGAUAAUAGAGUUUCUUAUGUGCCACGUGUUUAUGCAAGGGAAGGAGUAUUGGAACCAAAUGAAUCUUCAUGGUCCCUUUCCAUCCUAGAAGAUGACAAAAACAGCCUGCCUGAAGAUUUCCUGGGUGUCUUGGAACCUGGAUUUAUUCCUCUUGCAAAAAUAUGCAGAAAAUGAUUGUCGUUUUUGGCCUCUUCUUAGCAAGAGUUUUCUAAAUUAAUUUAUAAAACAGGACUUCUUUUAUAUGAUAAAAAGUGCUCUAGAACCGGGGUUCCCAACCUGUGGGCUACCGGGCCACAGGCUAAUUGCCACUGGGCCACAUGAAUGCACAGCCCCACUCACGCGAGCCUCAUUCCGGGGGCCCAAGGCCCCACUCAUGCUAUCCUUGUUGCGGGCAUCCACGGCACCACUCAUGCUAUCCUCGUCAUGGGAGCUUGCGGUCCCGUUCACACAAGCGUCGGCAUGGACGUUGUAGGUGCACAUGUACACACACACACACAUA